AUGCAGGCUGCCCCCGGCCGCAGGCUGCCCCUCGCCGCGCUUCUCCUCUUCUUCCUCCUCCUGCAGCAGCCGGGCAGCAGCGAGGCAUGGAAGCAGCACGCCCCGCGCCUUCGCCUCGCCUACAAAGAUCUGCUGAAAUCUAACAGCUCUCGCCUGUUGCUGGCCUCCGGGGACGGGCUGGAUUUCCAAGCCCUCUUGGUGGAUGAAGACAGGGCCUGGCUGAUGGCGGGAGCAAAAAACCACAUCUUCCUGCUCCACCUGGACCAUCCCAGCAGAGAGCCCGAGAAGAUUUUCUGGCCAGCCUCCAGGGAGCAGGUUGAACACUGCCAGCUGGCGGGGAAGAACGUGGAGACGGAGUGUGCCAACUUCGUCCGCCUCCUCCAGCCCUUCAACAGGAGCCACGUGUUCGCCUGCGGGACCGGCUCCUACCAACCCGUCUGUGCCUUCAUCCAGCUGGGAGCCAGAGGGAAGGGUCCCGGGGCUCCCCCCAUGCGGUUGGUGACCCACUCCUUGGAAUCGGGACGAGGACGGUGCCCCUACAGCCCCCAUGAACCCUUCACGGGACUCCUCGUUGACGGGGAGCUCUAUUCGGGCACGUCCAGUGACUUCAUGGGCAGCAGCGCUGCCUUUUUCCGGACCUGGGUCCAUGGGGCCGAGCAGAGCUACAUCCGGACAGAGCAGAACCAGGACCAUUGGCUACACGAGCCUGCGUUUGUCGGCGCCUACGCCAUCCCUGAUACCUACAACCCGCACGAUGACAAGGUCUACAUCUUCUUCCGUGAGACGGCCAUGGAAGCCGGGCAGUGGGAGAGGCGGCACAUCCACGCCAGGGUGGCCCGGGUCUGCAAGAAUGAUGUCGGAGGGAAGCGCAGCCUCAUCAACCGCUGGAGCACGUUCCUCAAGGCCCGCCUGGUGUGCUCCAUCCCCGGGCCGCAGGGCACCGAGACCCACUUCGACCAGCUCGAGGAUGUUUUCCUCCUGGGCACCCGAGACCCCCAGAACCCCCUCAUCUUCGGCCUCUUCACAGUCUCCAGUGGCGUCUUCAGCGGCUCCGCUGUCUGCGUCUACUCCAUGGCUGCCGUGAGAGCUGCCUUCAGCGGGCCCUUUGCGCACAAGGAGGGAUUCGACUACCGCUGGGUAGAAUACAAGGGCCGCGUCCCCUAUCCCCGUCCCGGCACGUGCCCCAGCGAGACGUACGACCCCCUCCUGCAGUCCACCAAGGACUUCCCCGACGAGGUGAUCAGCUUCAUGCGCACCCACCAGCUGAUGUGGGAGCCUGUAUACCCGCAGGGCCGCCAGCCUGUCCUGGUGAGGGUCAACGUACCUUACCGGCUGCGGCGGCUGCUGGUGCACAGGCUGGAGACGGAGAGCCGGCACUACGACGUGCUCUUCCUCGGCACAGAUGAAGGUAAAAUCCUGAAGGUGGGGCUGGCCGGUGGGGCGAGCCGUGGCACCGAGGUGAUCAGCCUGGAGGAGAUCAGCGUCACUAAGGUGCCUUCUCCCAUCCUGGACAUGAAGUUAUCACCAAAGAGGCAGGAGCUGUUUGUGAGCAGCACCCACGGGCUGCUCCAGCUCUCCCUGUACCGCUGUGAACUCUACGGCAAAACCUGCACCGACUGCUGCCUGGCCAGGGACCCUUACUGCACCUGGGACAGCAAGACCUGUGCUCCUCACCUGCUCACCGAAAAGAGGCGUGCCCGCUGCCAGGACGUGCUGAAGUCUGACCCGCUCAGCCAGUGCCAGGACACCGCAGAAGGGACCGCUGCCACGGAGAAGCUAGUUUUUGGGGUGGAGAAGAACUCAACCUUCCUUGAGUGCACGGCCCGCUCCCCGCAGACAACUGUCCGGUGGCUGGUGCGGCACGGCGAGGAAACGGGCCUGACCGAGGUCAGGAACAACGGCCACUUCUCGGUGCUGGAGCAAGGGCUGCUGAUCCGCCAGCUGGCGAGGGAGGACGCGGGCACCUACGAGUGCCAGGCGGUGGAGCGCUCCUUCUCCCGGCCCCUCACCCGAUACAGCCUCCGCGUCAUCAGGCACGAAGCCAUGGAGGUGCCACCUUACAAACGGAGCAAGGGAGCUGAGCUAGGAGGGACCCACCAGAGCCCCCGGCCCCGGAUUGACCUGCACCCAGGCUACAAGGGCUUCCCGCGGGCCCUGGGGGCACCGGGCACCAGCCUGGAUGUCUACUGCAACGCCCUGCGGCACCAGGAAAGGCAGCGGCAGAAAUCCUGGCACCAGAAGUGGCAGCACCCAUCCCCGGACAGCAAGAAUGGCCGGGUGCGGAGGCACCCCCAGCCCCUCUGA
Messenger RNA from Haliaeetus leucocephalus (bald eagle), 2304 nucleotides. RefSeq names its product semaphorin-3D-like. The coding region runs from base 1 to 2304 and encodes 767 amino acids. Gene Ontology annotation, biological process: semaphorin-plexin signaling pathway; positive regulation of cell migration; neural crest cell migration. Gene Ontology annotation, molecular function: chemorepellent activity; semaphorin receptor binding. Lineage: Eukaryota; Metazoa; Chordata; Aves; Accipitriformes; Accipitridae. The record is from RefSeq and is a predicted model, not a curated record. The transcript is spliced from 17 exons.